CAGCGGCAGCAGCAGCUUGUUGCUGUGCUUUUUAGUCAGAGGGAGGGCACAAGAAAGGAGGCGGGAAAAGGGAGGAGUAGGAGAAGGAGGAGGGAUUUGGCAGAGCACUUACACUCAGUUGUCCGCCCUCACUCACCGCCCCCCCCCCCCCCAUAAUGUAGCGAGUACGUCACGCAGCCUUGUACUGUAAUACAAGAAGUGAAAGAGCAGAGGAAACAGACACAGCUCAACUUCUAACCUUAACAAAGGCAGGGAUCUGUCAAAACGACUGGAAAGAGAGAAAGAAAGAGAGAGUGCUUACUGCCAUCUUCUCUAUGACUCACUUAGAACAUGCAUGAAGAUAACUACACUGGGAACAUCUUUUGCCUUUGGGAAAGGAAAGUAUCACUUAAAAAAGAAGACAUAAAACCAUUGCUCUUCAAGACUGCAUGAUCCAAAGCACAACUCUACCUGCCACGGCUGGAAAAAAGCUUUCUCUGUUCUCCCCCACAGCUAAUGGUGCAGUAGUACAGAUGGAUCGCAACAGAGAGGCAGAAAUGGAAUUGAGAAGAGCUUCUAGUCCCAGCAAAGGCAAUAAGAGCAACGAGGUGGAUGGGGACAGGUCUCUGUGCCACAGCUGCUGCAUCUGUGGCAAAAGCUUUCCCUUUCAGAGCUCCCUUUCCCAACACAUGAGAAAACACACUGGGGAAAAGCCAUACAAAUGCCCUUACUGUGACCACAGAGCUUCCCAGAAAGGCAACUUGAAGAUUCACAUUCGGAGCCAUCGCACGGGAACUCUAAGUCAAGGACAUGACUCGGAGAUGGGAGAGGCCCAGCUUGGGGAGAUGGGAGUGUCCGAGGGCCUCGAUGGCUGCACUAGUCCCACCAAGAGCACCUCAGCCUGCAACAAGAUACUCAAUGGGGCUACCCAGAUGGAAAACAGCAAAAUCCUGCUGAGAAGCAGCAAGAAAGAGGCAGGGCCUGACGCCCCUGCCGCUGAAGAGGACAAGGUCUCCACGUUCCAGUGCACCUUCUGCAAAACCAAGUUUGAGAGGAAGAAAGAACUUGAACAGCACAUCCAUCAGGUCCACAAGCCAUACAAAUGCAGGCUGUGCAACUAUAUGACCUUGAGAGAGGAGACUCUGCUGAACCACAUUGAGAAGGACCAUAUCACGGCUCAGAUUCCCAACGGGGAGGCCUUUGUGGAGAAUGGCAAGAGUGAGCUCAGCCCCGGGGAAUUUCCUUGUGAAGUCUGUGGUCAGGCGUUUAGUCAAACUUGGUUCCUUAAAGCUCACAUGAAGAAGCACAGGGGCUCAUUUGACCAUGGAUGCCACAUUUGUGGCAGGAGAUUUAAAGAGCCUUGGUUCCUCAAAAAUCACAUGAAAUCUCAUGGCCCCAAAACUGGGAACAAAAACAAACCAAAAAGCGAUCUGGAUCCCAUAGCUACUAUCAAUAAUGUGAUCCAGGAGGAAACCAUUGUGACUGGCUUGUCCCUCUACGAAGUUUGCAUCAAGUGUGGGAACUUGUUUACCAACCUUGAGAGCUUAAAGGUCCAUAAUGCCGUACACCGCAAGGUGGAAGGGAGCCGGACCCUAGAGAAAGCCCAAGGCUUAGUGACCGGAAGCCUAGACCCAUCGGAAACCCAGCAGUUUUUCUUACAGUGCCUGAAUUUGAGACCAUCUGGAGGAGGAGAUAAAGUGACAAGUGGGCAGUCUGGAAAAAGAGUCGCAGAACUGGAUCCUGUCAACAGUUACCAGGCUUGGCAGUUGGCCACCAAAGGAAAAGUAGCAGAACCCUCAGAAUACCUGAAGUAUGGAGGGUGGGAUGAAGCCUUGGCAGAUGCAGAUGUCACCUAUGACAAGGACAAGAGGGAGUACAUCCUUGUGAGCCAGGAGAAGCGCAAGCGGGAGCAAGAUUCCCAGACUUCUGGCAAUCCCAAGAGGAAGACUUUUUCAGGAGGACGCUCAGAUAAGACGGGAGGCAUCCAGCCAGGAGACAACUGCUUCGUAGUUCAGGGCGAUACGGAUUAUAGACCAUCUUCCCGCCAGAGCCGCCGGGCCACUCAGAAUAAUAAUAAGUCAACGGAAUGCUUUGAAUGUGGGAAGAUUUUCCGCACAUACCACCAAAUGGUGCUCCAUUCCAGGGUACAUCGGAAAGAUCGCCGGACCUGCAGCGAGAGUGGGGCCACAGCACGGAGAGAGCGAUAUGGCUCCACCAGUGAAGGGGACUCGGGUUCUACCAGCCAGCCCAGCAGUCCUGGGUCUGCUUCAGCUCCUGAGGAUUCUUUGACAUCCGGGAUGGGAGAGGAGGGUGCCGAUGACAGCUUUGAGGAAGGAGCCCCAGAAUCACUAGCAGGAGGAAAGCCGCACAAUUGCAACUAUUCUGAAGAGGUUCCUACGGUGCUGCCUCAUGGAGAUCACAGCCGUCAGUUUGGAAAUGCUAACAUGCCAGAAAAUAAGGCCAGUGAAUCAAAAUUAGGAAUAGCCAUUUCUGUUCCAAUACUUGAAAAUAACGUCCAAGAUGCAUCUAAAAAUGCCGAACAACACAGAUGCUCCCUUGACUUAAAAAUGCCAGUGUUUCACCGUAACCAAGAGAUUCCGGGCUCUGGUAAUAACGUUGAUUUUAUUUCAGGUAUGGAUCAGACUUAUUCAGAAAUGGCAGUAGAUCUUCAGGUCUCCUUAGACAGUCAGGUUAGUCAUCCUAAAGAAAAGCUGUUUGAUUUGCACAACAAGGACUAUCCUGGGGGAGGAAAAAAGGUGAUGAUGACAGCCCCAGACCUGAUUCCACUCGAUUUAAGUGAGAAGUCUACAAGAGAUGAUUCCAGGAAUAAGGAUAUCGCUUCGUCCUUGCAGGCUGCUUUGAUCGUCCACCCGUGUCCUUAUUGUAACCACAAGACUUACUACCCAGAAGUUCUGUGGAUGCACAAAAGAAUCUGGCACAAAGUGAGCUGCAACUCGAUGGCUCCUCAGUGGAUCCAGCAAAAUGGUUACAAGGGUAUCAAGAAUAGCGUGGUAUUUCUUGCCAGGAGUGGACGCACCGGUCCCCCGCCUGUCCUUGGCGGGAAAGACUGUCAGCCCUUGCCCAUUGCCCGAUUCACACGCACCCAGGGCCCCAGCGGCUUGCCAGCAUCCAAAAGCGUUUCCCCUCUGGGAGUCACCGCGAAACCAGCUAGUAUGCCUAAGAGUAAGGACAGCCAUUUGGGUGGCACCUCCGAGCCGUGGGCGUCAGGUCCCGAUGGGUAUCGGCAAACCAAAAUGACCCACACCCAAGAGCAAUACGGUUCAGCCACCCACUCCCCGCAGCUGAAACCCAAGUACGAAACCAACUCCAAACUGGUGCACGGCGGCAGCUACAGCCGGAGUGUGACGCCCACUCAGACGGUCAUUUCGAGGGCAAACCCCCAGCUCGCUAACAGCAAGCCCGCAGAGAAAUACUUGAUCGCCCCAGUCGGGGCCAGCUUGACCACCUCGAAUAAACACUGUUCCUCUGACUCCAUGAAGGCCAAAUUCAACCUUCAGCCCCAGUAUCAGCCUCUGUGUAAAACCGAGCAUUAUUUGAAACCCGAAGGUCCCUCCCUGUCUCCCCGGGAGCCCCACAACAAGGCUGCCCACGAGCUGAGGACGCUGGCCAACUGCAGCGUGGGAUCCAGGGGAAGCCCGGUGAUGCAAGCUCAGGCCACUGGGACAGGAGCUCCCUCCGUUUUACACCCCCUCAAACAAGAGCCAGCAUCCGAGGGACACGACAAACGCCUGGACAUUCUAAACAUUUUCAAGACGUACAUUCCAAAGGACCUUGCUACGCUCUACCAGAGCUGGGGUGCUAAUGGCCCUGCCUUAGAACAUAGAGGAAUGCUGCGGACGCAAGGCCGCCAAGGAGAACUCAUCUGUAUAGAAUGUGGGAAAGGCUUUACCCAGCCUAAUCACCUAAGGACCCAUAUGCGGUCUCACACAGUGGUAUUUGAAUCUAAUGGACUCCGAGAGACUGAAGUUCACACCACCUCUGCAGAUGCCCCCAAACAAGGGAGAGACCAUUCUAAUUCGGACAUUACCCAUACAGUGCCUCUCAGAAAGGGAACCUAAACACACACAUGCCCAGUGUGUGUACCAAGAACCAUUUAACCAGGAGUUAACAGUAACCUGACUGAUGGUUAACAACAGCCUCCAAACAUGACAGCCCUGCCUGGAAGACUUCCCUUAUAGACCCUCAAAUCCUUACAACCACUGUGCUCGAAUGGAAACUCAAGGGA
Molecule: messenger RNA, 4225 nt
Organism: Gracilinanus agilis (Agile Gracile Mouse Opossum)
Lineage: Eukaryota; Metazoa; Chordata; Mammalia; Didelphimorphia; Didelphidae
Gene: ZNF516
Product: zinc finger protein 516
Exons: 6
Coding region: 429-4058 (1209 amino acids)
Biological process (GO): regulation of DNA-templated transcription
Cellular component (GO): nucleus
Molecular function (GO): DNA-binding transcription factor activity, RNA polymerase II-specific; RNA polymerase II cis-regulatory region sequence-specific DNA binding
Source: RefSeq, a predicted model, not a curated record